Messenger RNA from Acaulospora morrowiae, 473 nucleotides. The record is from the annotation of a GenBank genome assembly. Lineage: Eukaryota; Fungi; Glomeromycota; Glomeromycetes; Diversisporales; Acaulosporaceae.
UUUGACGGACUAAUGAGGGUGAUGAAUUUUACGAUGGCCGUUCAAAAUCAAAUUCAGAUGGAGGAAGAUCAAAAGAUUCUUAGGCAUGAUAUCUCGGAAAUGACAAAGUAUCUUAAGGAGAUCGAGGGCGGCAUUGCAAAUAGCAUGCUUGAAAUUAAUUCCACCUUGGAGGAUAUUGCCCAGUUAAAUCAUGCGUGGCAAAAUAAAUUAUUGAACGAAGAUCAGAAUGUGCUUGAAUCAGCGACAAUAAACAUCGAAGAAUUGCACGACCCACCAGUGACAAUCAGACGAGGUGAUCAUGUCUUCAAGAAAAUGCGCAGGGGUGAGGAGGUUGCAAUUAAGGAAAAGAUCCUUAGGGAAGACGAGAAAAGAUUCAUGAAUGAUAUUAUUAGUCAGGUUGUGAUAUUGAAAAAACUCAAGGAGUCUACAUAUAUACUGAAAUUCUACGGCAUUGCGCAAGACGCCAAUGCCUU